UCACUCUAAUUGAACGCCGUAUCGUUAUAAAAAUUACAAAAAAAAAAAAAAUGGAGGAAAUCAAUCUAUAAAAGGCCGAAACCCCAAGUAGAAUUUGCACCCUCAAAUUGUAAUUGUAAUUGUAAUAUAGUAAGAGAGAGAAAGAGGAGGGAGAAUAUUAAUGGCUCAUCUAAUUUCAGAGGAGUGCGAGAAGCUCACCAAAGCUUUCUCAGGGUUGGGAGGACUGGGAGUUGAGGAGAAGGGAUUGGUGUCUGUUAUUGGGAAUUGGAGGAACCAACCGGAGAAGAGGAGCCAUUUCAGGAGAGGAUCUCUUGCUCCUCUCUUUACUUCUGAGGGUGGGGGUUUUGAGAGGUGGGAGGAUGAUUUCGUUAAGCACCUCAAAGCCGAAUUUGCGAGGUUUAAGAAUGUGGUACUAUUGUGGGCUAUGCAUCCAUGGGAAAGGGAUGCACGGUGGGCUCACCACGUGCUCCACAAAGACCACCCUUUCACCAUCCUUGUCGAGAUUUCGUGCACCCGCUCCUCAGAGGAGCUGCUAGGGGCAAGAAAGGCGUACCAUUCCCUCUUCCACCGUUCUCUGGAGGAAGAUGUUGCGUAUCAUGUCAAAGAAUCUAAUGGCAGACUAUUAGUUGGACUAGCGAGCGCAUACAGAUAUGAAGGUUCUCACGUUAACGAGGACAAAGCGAAAUCAGAGGCCAAAGCACUCAACAAUGCUAUAAAGAAAGCAGGAGAAGUGAAACCUAUAGAGAAUCAUGAUGUUAUCAGAAUACUCACAACUAGAAGCAAACCACACCUAAAACUUACCUUCAAUUUAUACAAGGAAAUGUACGGGAAAUCCAUUGAAGAGGAUCUUGCUGAUGAUGCAUGCUUGCUAGAGACAGUUCAGUGUCUGAACUCACCUCCUACAUAUUUCUGCAAGAUAAUAAACCAAGCUUUCAAAGAAGGAGCGCAUAAGAUCGAAAAGGAAGCCCUGAAUCGAGUACUGGUUUCUCGGUCAGAGACCGAUAUGACAGAAAUCAAAGAAGUCCAUCAUCAGCUUUACGGAGCUAAACUUGAAGAUGUUGUGGCUACCAACACACAUGGAAACUAUAGGGAUGCCUUGCUCUCCCUUAUCAAUGGGAAAGAAUGAGAAGAUUAUCAUCAUCUCUGUUUAUCAUUUUAUCAUCAUGUAUUUUUUUUUCCCCCUUAAUUCAAUCUUGUACCUGUUUGUUGUUGGAUGUGGCAUUUUGUAUGAGAAUAAACUUAAAAAGGCUUGUAUGUUUAUACUGUGGUCUUUAAAGAAUUUGUUUUGAGGUGAU
Molecule: messenger RNA, 1295 nt
Organism: Asparagus officinalis (garden asparagus)
Lineage: Eukaryota; Viridiplantae; Streptophyta; Magnoliopsida; Asparagales; Asparagaceae
Product: annexin D4-like
Exons: 6
Coding region: 161-1126 (321 amino acids)
Cellular component (GO): cytoplasm
Molecular function (GO): calcium ion binding; calcium-dependent phospholipid binding
Source: RefSeq, a predicted model, not a curated record